CCGGACAUGGCGGCCGCCGAGAGACCCGACGCGGAGGUGGGAGCGGGCCGGGGGUCCGGCCGAGUUGGGGAGGGGGGAGCCGGGGGCAGGAGCGAGGUGGAGGAGGCCGGGCACGUCUUCCUCCUGAUGAAGAAAGACUAUCGCAUCUCCCGCAACGUGCGCCUCGCCUGGGUCCUCAGCAGACUCCAUCAGGUCAUCUGGGCUGUGCCCGAGCCGGAGCUGGUAAAGUCGGAAAACGAACUUGAUGUUCUCAGCAUCCUGCCUAAUGGGUGGCAGCCGGACGAGCCCGUCCAGCCCAGGCCCUAUCUCCUUGUGCCCUCUACACGGGUCACCUUCCUGGCCCGCCAGUACCGCUUUGUGAUUGAACUUGAUCUGAGCCCUUCCACGGGGAUUGUGGAUGACUCAACAGGGGAGAUAAUUUUUGAUGAAGUGUUUCAUGCCCUUUCCCGAUGCUUGGUGGGAUUGUUAAGACCCUUUCGUAUCCCUGGUUCAGACAUUAUCUACCAGCCAGAGAUCUUUGUCACCAUCCAGGCAUAUUCCUCCAUCAUUGGCCUGCAGUCCCAUCAGGUACUAUUCCAGGGUUGUCAGCUGGAUGAGACGAAGCGAGAGGCCUUUCUGCACCAAGUUUACACACAGCUAUGUGCCUUUGAGAACAAAGUGGCAGAGAUGCUCCAGCAACAGUAUGAACCCAAACCGCAGGUGGAUUUGUCACCCCUGAGCCAAGAGAGCCCUAGUGACGUGCAGGAGUCAUCUGGGAGGAAGCCCAGCGUGUCUGUUGUCACUGCCGAUGUUGGCCUUGUCAGCAUGGUCCGGCAGGGGAUCCUAGCGCUGCAGCUGCUGCCCUCCAACUCCAGCGCAGGUAUAAUAAUAAUUACGGAUGGUGUGACUAGUGUCCCUGAUGUGGCUGUGUGCGAGACUUUACUCAACCAGCUCCGCAGUGGCACAGUGGCCUGCUCCUUUGUACAGGUGGGCGGUGUCUACUCGUACGAUUGCAGCUUUGGCCACGUUCCCAAUGUGGAACUGAUGAAAUUCAUUGCCAUGGCCACUUUUGGUGCUUACCUCUCCACGUGCCCUGAGCUGGAUCCCCUGAGCCUGGAUCUGAAUGUGUAUCACAAGGCAUUUCUGCUAUACUCCUUUCUGCGUACUGGGGAGUCCCUGAAUCCAGAAUACUACUGCGGUGAGGAACCUGCAUGUCUUCCUUCCAGCAGAUGGAUGUCUUACAGCACCUGUCUUUGGGUGUCCCAGCACAGACUGUUCAAUGAGCAUCUGGUGUCUGCAAGCAGCAAUCCUGCUCUGGCGAUGAGGAGGAAGAAGCACACAGAGAAGGAGGUGCAUGCUGACCUCGUGAGCAUUGUCUCAGUCCGGCUGCGCGAGGGCUACAGCAUCCGUGAGGUCAACAUCACAAAAGGUGGGUCUCAGCUGGAGGUGAAACUAGUGCUGCUUUGGAAGCAUAACAUGAGGAUAGAGUACUUAGCUGUGACACCCUGGCCCCUGGACCCAUCAAAGCGCAGCACAUGGGUGGAGGUGACGAUGGAGGGAAGCUAUGACAUCUUGCAUGACAUCAGUUGCACCAUGAGGAAGCCUAUCACCAGUCUGUACCGCACUACAGUCAUCCGGCGCUUCUGGAACACCUUGCAGAGCAUCAACCAGACAGAUCAGAUGUUGGUUCAUCUGCAGUCUUUUGACACAGUCCCAGAACACUUCACCAUUCCUGAGAGCACCAAGAAUGGGGUGCCCCUCUUCUACAUCCCCCCAGGCUCCACCACUCCGGUGCUGUCCCUGCAGCACAGUGGGUCUGACUCGAGCCAUUCCCAGUUUGCCUCCUACUGGAAGCCUAUCCUUUCCAUGGAUGCCAACUUCUGGCAGAGGUGGCUGCACAUGCAUCGUAUAGUCCUCCUUCUGGAGCAUGACACGCCUGUGCCCAAGCACCUGCACACGCCAGGCAACAAUGGCCGCUACAGCACCAUCCAGUGCCGCAUCUCUCACUCGGCGCUCACCUCCUUGCUGCGGGACUGGAGCAGCUUUGUGCUGGUGGAGGGCUACUCCUACGUCAAACUGAUACACAGCUCUGAAGAUCCCACACCUUCCUCGUUUUAUGUGGUGCGGAUCAUCUCCAAAGCUCCCUGCAUGGUUCUCCGGUUGGGGUUCCCCAUUGGCACACCUGCACAGGCCAGGAACAAGAUAGUGGAGGAGUUACGGGACCGAAUCUUGCAGCUGCGCUUUCCCCACAGGGUCCAGAGCAAGGAGGCAACUCCAAAAGCAAAGAGGAAAAUGUUUGGCAGUAGUUCUCCCUCCAAGUCUCCACCUGUGGCUGGGGCCCAGUCAGCCCUCUCAGACAGACCCUGCCUCGUUGUGCUGCACAAACCGUUGGAGAAGCUACUCAUCAGGUAUGAGAAGCUGCCUUCUGACUAUCGAGCCCCCUUCAUUCUCAACCUGGAGCAUCCCCCAGUGUCUGGCCCGCUCACUAUGGUGGCCAAUCGCACUGCCUCUUCCACCCUGGCCUCGCUGUCCCGCUACUUCUAUCACCAGCGUUGGAUCUGGAGUGUCCAGUCGGGGCUGGCACCGGCUGUGCCCAUCACCGCUGUAGCCCAGCUCCUUUCCACGCUCACAGAGGUUCGUCUGUCAGAGGGUUUCCACUUUGCAUCCAGUGGGGAUGGAAUUAUCAACAUGGUGCUGGAGCUGCCUAUACAGAUUGAUGGCUCCAGCGAGAGCAGCAGUGGCAGGGAGAAGCACACCUGUGUCGUCCAAUACAUCCUCUUCCCACCCCACUCCACCUCCACCAAGGACAGCUUUUCCACAGAUGAUGACAAUGAUACGGAGGUAGAGGCCAUUGAGGUGGACACAGAACUGAACCUGGUCACUGAGUGCUGGGUAGAGCCACAGAGCGGCCAUGUCCACAGUACUGCUGAGAAUUGGAAGCACCUCCAUGGCUUGCCUUACCAGAAAAUACCUAAAGCGCUCUAUCCCCGGGACCUUGCAUGCAUUGCCACCAUGCUGACCUUUGAGUACAUCAGCCAGUUGUGCCAGAACAAGGAGUGGGUCUGCCCUCCUUCAGACACCAAAGCUACUGAAGAUCCAGACAUGGGGGCUGGUUUUCGAGUGCAUGAGAUCCCAUUCCAGUUCAACCUCAUGAAGCUGUUGCCCAGGUGCCAGCAGGUUGAAAUGUUCUUCCUAAUGCUGACAAAAGAGAAUGAGGAGGUGACCAAGGACUCUUCGUUUGUGCCCAAUGAAAUGCUACUAAACCUCUUCCAUGGCUGCCUGCAGCAUGACCUCAGUGACCGGGAGAUCCCCAUGGCUGAUGCUGAUCAUGUGGCUUUCAUGGAGCAGGUUCUGCAACGGGAUCGUGAUGGCCAUCAACCCCCCUUCACACUCCCUGUGAUCAGAGAAGAAAUGCUGAAAGCCUCUGGGACCCUGGAGCAGCAGGAUGCUUCUGCAUCCUAUCAUCUUGUUGGCAGCAAUGGCACCAGGGAUAUGACUGGCUCCACAAGUACUCUGCAGAGCCUUGGCAACACAGAGCUGCCUGAGGAUGACGUGACCCUGAGUGACACAACGGGGCCCUUUCCCCCACAAUGGCGAUGUUAUGCCAAGCUGGUCAACCCGCAGCAUGUGUUCCUGACCUUUCUGCCAGCCACCUUCUCAGAUGUACAGAAGCUGAUGGCCUGCGGGUUGGACAAACCUUCAAAAGAUGAGAGUCGAUCUGGAGAGGAUACCCUGGGACCUGUCUGUGCAGAGCGAGUCAGGGCUGAGGCUGAAGAACGGGAUGCUGCAGUGCCAUUACCUACCCUCAGCAUAACACCAGCCCACGAAGUGAGCCAUGACCCUGGAGAACAGGGUGGCCCCUCACGGAGAGAUGUACACAUCUCCUUCUGUCGCCAGAACUCGCAAUCUGAGCUAGGCGAGUGCCGCCGAUUUCGCUGCCCCAUUUACAUCUACAGCUGCUCUUUGGAGCUGUUACGAGAGCAGCUUGUCAGCCCACGGGUACACCGUCCUCCCCGGGACAUCUUUUUCAGGUCCCAGUCUCUGGAACGUCCUCCUACUGCUGCUUGGUUAGACCACAAGCAUAAGGAGUUGGUGAGUUACUGCACACUGCUUCAGGAGCACUCCCACCAGUGCUAUGUGAAAGGGCUGUUCAAGAGCCUUCAGCAGUCACACAGCAUCAGCUCCCAGGACCUACUUACAGCCAUGGACUACUGUGAGGAGCUGCUCCAAGAGAUUGACAUCACCAACUUCUUGCUGACGGUGUGCAGCCAUGUCCGCUCAUUUAGAGAGAGCCACCAACAUUUCCGUACGCACUCCAAGACAGCCAGCUUCCAAGUGGGCAGCAUAGAGCAAGAAGAGGAGCAGAGCUCUAGGGAACGGGGUGUCUUGGUCUCUGAAUCAAGUGCGGAAAUGGAGGAUUACAGUGAGCAGGACUCCCAUAAUGUUGCUAGCCCCACAGAGGAGCCAAAGAGCAGUACGGGCACCAGCUGCUGUUCAGAGUUUCCCCUCUCACUGUUGGAAAUUGGACAGCCCUGCCAGGCGCACCCUGACUUGCAUAAAAUUAUCCAGGAAAAAUUCCUGGAAAUUGGAAGUUUACAUUUCAAGCCGGUGCCAUCAAAUCCUCACUAUUUCUUUUAUUGCCCACCAUCAGCCAAGAAAGAGGAAGAGGCAUCUCGGGAUCAGGCAGACAGGAAAGGCAGUGAGGACAUGGAGGGAUCAGAGGCAGAACUGGCAGCUGAAGAAGGGACUGUGUCUGGGUGCUGCAUUGCCACAGAGAGUGACCCAGAGCUGGAGGUGGAGUACCGUGAGAAGCUGGAACACGAGUUCCCAGACACAGAUUCCCUCUCGGACUCCAACACAGUGAACCAGGAUGAUGACUCCUUCAGCGUUCUGGGAGGGGACUCACUCAAUGAGCAGGAGUUCCUGGAGCAGGAGAUGCCCCCGCUCUUUGUGCACCUUACCUGCUCAGUGAAGCUGCGUAGCCAGCACAGCUCCAUGCCCGUGCAGUCCCUGCCAACCUGUCUAGGGGAAGUUCUGGGCUGCCUGGAAAGCUGCCAAGGCUUGAACACCAUUGACUUGGGGGACCUCUGUGUGACCCUGGACAUCUUUGUGCUGACACUGCCCCUGGAGAUAGAAGUUGUGAACGCAGACAUUCUCCACAACAGAUGCACCUCGGAGAGUAGUGUGUCCUUCACACGCUCUCCAGGGCAGCCGUCCUCUUUCCGCUCAGAUGAAGAUAUCAUGCACAACUUGGAACGGCUCCCGUCCACAGGAGAUGAGAGGCACCCUGCACUUUCCAACCUCCCUGGAGUGCACAGGCAGGCUAUUGAAGCCACUAUGAAUGAGAUUCGCUGGCUCUUGGAUGAUGAGAUUGUGUCUGCACUGCGCCACUCGCAGGUCAUCAGCACAUCCAUCCUGCACCGGGUGGCCACCCACAUCUAUAACUCCAAGGGACGGCCCAGCUGCCACAGUGAGGUGGUGCUACUCCAGUUUGUCUUUGGACCUGAGCACUCUCUGGAGAAGUUCAAGGAGGAGUUCAGAAGAAUGGCUCUGCCAGGCUACAUGCUUAAUGCAGAAGGCAGUGACUACCACUACAUCUCCAUCAGCCGCCUGCACUCCAGGCGGGCAGCUCCAAACCUUUCGGGGACACCCUGCUUGCAGCAGCCAUCUGGAGGGGGUACCAGGACAGCCCUGGGCCAGGCAGGCCAGGAGGGGAGCAGUGAAGCAGAGGCAGAGGGCUCUGAGCUACACCAUGCAAGCUGUGUCCUCCCAGAAGAAGCCCGGGGUCUCUGGGGGUGGCCGGAGAGCGAGACACGCAUUGUGCCAGACACAGGAAACCCCGUAGGUGGGGGCAGCCACAGCCAGGAUGAGGUCCCAGGAGAAGCGCUGAGCCUUGACCAGAGCAGAGCACCUGGCCAUGACUCCCUGGAGGAGGCAGCUCCAGAGACAACCAUACAGUCACUGCCAUCCUCAUCCUCCGAAAAGGGCAACAGUGAGAAAUCACCAUUGGUGACACCAUCUGCAGCAAGCCUGGCUGACUCCGUAACGCAGGGCAGGGAAGGCUCCAGCAAGCAGCGUCCCAGCCGUGUGCAAAGCCUCGUGUCAAGCCAGGGCAGCAUGGACUCCGACCACCUGGGUUACGAUGGGGGAAGCAGUGACUCGGAGUAUGAGGAGGCACUAAUGAGUGACCAGGAACCCAGGUGUCCCCUCAUGCCGGAUUUCUGGCUCAUCAUAAAAAUCCAGCAGGACCGAGUGGAGGUCUUUUACCACACACGCAGCCUGAGUGUGGAGAAGGCAGCAUCAGCAGAGACAGAAGAGGAGCAGCCAGGGGAGUGCCAGAGUCUGAACCAGGUGGUGGUGAAGAAGAUCAGUGAAAUCUGCAGAGUUGUCAAUCAGCGCUUGCUGCUGCAGGAUCUGCAUGACAGCCACAUAUGCAACUCAUUACUGGUGGCAGAAAGUGAGGAGGACAUCUGGAAGAGUGAAACGCCCUAUACUUCAUACAGGCAGCGCGUCAUGCCCACAGACGAUUACUCUGUAGAGGAGAGCUACCAGCCCCGGGACUACCUGGCUGCCACCAUGCAGUUCAUGCCAGGGCACUUUGCUUGUGAUGUUGUGUGGAGCACACUCAUCCAUGUGCAUUCACGCCUCAAGAUGGGCCCCAACAUGGGGGUCUCGCGAGCUAUCCAGGCGCUUCGCUCGGUGCUCAACGCCUUCUCUGUGGUGAACAGGAAGAAUAUGUUUGUCUACCAGGAACGUGCCACUAAAUCUGUUUUCUACCUCCGAUUAACUGAAACCACCUACAGUGGGAAGGUGUGGGAAGCAGAGAGCAUCCUUAGUCCAGCAUCUCGCUCGCUGGCACUGACACGCAGCCAAGAGCCCAUUUACACUGAGGAUCUAACGGGUUCUCGUUCCUCUCUGGACACAGCCUCAUGCCGUAGUGUGGACUCUGCCCGCCCUGUGGGACAGGUAGACAGGCACAUCCAGCUGAUGGUCCAUGGUGUUGCCCCAGCAGGGCCUGAGAUCACAGAUGAGCUGGUGAAAGUGCUGCGCAGACGCCUGGAUGAGGCCACCCUGGAUAUCAUCACUGUGAUGCUGGUGCGGAACUGCAAGCUGACCCCAGCAGAUGUGGAGUUUAUCCAGCCCCCUGGAACGCCGCCCACAGAGGUCCUGCAGUUCGCACUGCCACCCUCCGCCCUGCCUUGGCUGCAUGCGGUAGCCUACUAUCUGCGCCAGAACCUGCUCAUCUUCCUGCACACCCCGAAGUACACAGACAGCAACGUGGAGCACCACUUCAAGCACUACUUCAACCACGGUGGGAGCAUCCCUGACCAGGAUCUCUAUCUGUACAACAAGCCGGGUGGCCAAGGCACUGGUGGAAAAGGUACCAUGUCGGACCUUGUGCAGCACCUCUUUCCACUCUCCCACUUCCAAGGAAUCGCGUGCAUUGCACUGACGUUCGUGGAUGAGCACGGCAGCCCCACCUCACUGCCCCAUGGGGAGAGGCCUGACCCUCUGAAGCUGCCUUCCUCCUCACCCAUCAUGGGCCUGCUGCAGGAUGCCGACUUCGAAAGACUCACCGCAGUCAGCAGGCACCAGCCGGAGACCAGCACCCUGCAUUCAGAGCCCCGCAUGCUGGUGCGCCUGGAUAUCUGGGAGAAGGGCAACAUCAGCCUGCUGCAGCUGUCGGAGAAGCUGCGUGGGGCCCUGCGCCAUGCUCUUUGCGACGCUGUCAUGGAGUUCCUCGUGCUGCCGGCCCCACUCUGUGUGGAGGCCACCAGCCCCCUGGGUGCUGCAGACCUGGAGGAGCUGAGCUCUGCAGGAGGCCUAAGGAGGACCAUGUCAGAGACCAAGGGCCUGGCCCUGGCCACUGGGGGGGCUGGCAGGAGCUGUCCUCCACCCUUGCACUUCACCUCUGCCCCUUCGUCCAGCUCCGGGGAGCCAGUGACACCCACAAGCAAGCUUGGACGCCGCAGCUUCUGGGACAUGCUGAGCAAGGCAGAGUCCUCGGAGCUGGGCAGCCCCAAGACUACUGAUGACAUUGUGCUGGAGAGGCCAGAAGAGGCUCGCACGAGGCGGCGGCACAAGACUGAGAGCGUCAAGCAGCAUCUGAGCCAGGAUCGGGCCACAGCCACAGCUGAACUGGAACAGGCACAGAGGCGCCGAGCCUGCCAGUUGGAAGAAGGGGAUGUAGGUACCAUGCACCCGCUCUUCAAUCAAACUUGCCAGCAGUGGAUGGCAUUCAUGAACCACCUGGGGUGCCCUUCGGUGCAGCAGUGCUCAGUGGAGAUUGUGUCUCGUUUCCUCCUGUCCUCCAUCCUGGUGGAAGUGGUGAGCCUGGUCACUGCCCUGGCGAGCGACACCACUGUUAAGGUGUUUGAGCAGAUCUGCUACCAUCAGGGCACUGCCUUCCUGCCCUAUAAGCCUGGCCAGAGCGCCAGCCCUCGCCCUGCAGCCGUCAGACACUUCAUCCUGCUGGGACGCAACUUCCAGCAGUGGCGUUGCAGCACAGAACAGGCUCACAAAGGGCUCCAGCGCUUUGAGGCCAUGGAAUUCAGUUCAGCAGAGAGAGGCUCUGAUCCUAGCCUUGCUGGACGAGACCUGGCACCUCGGCAAAGGUUCCUCUUCAUGGAGAUCAUCGACAAAAAGCUGACGCUCUACACUUAUAACUGGUCCCCAGACCUGGGGGCCAACCUGAACUGCUCCCUUACUCGCCUGCUGCAGUGGCAGAAUGCUCGGUCCCACAUUGUGCACUGCCUGCUCAGCCAGAAGCUGGGACUCUUCCACCACCACUGCUUCAUGGACACACCGUGGCAUGAGGACAGCAAGCAGGAGCCAAAUCCUUUCCUGAACUCCACUUUGGAGGUGGAUGCGCUGAUCCGGAGCUCCAGUCCCCCACCUAGCAAGGAACAAGGCCGGCUGAGCAGCUCUGCCCGCAGCCUGCCAUCUCUGCACUUCCAUCCCGAUGUGGUGCCCUUUGAUGAAGCUCUGCGGGAUGUUACCACCAUCAAGCGCAUACCCCACGGGCCUGACUUGGGACCUUUUGACCCUGUGUCUUGGCAUGGGGCUCAGUUCCUGGAAAUCAAGAGCAUGGAGAGGAAAGAACUGGAGAAGCAGAUGAAGAUUGAAAAUCUCUUUGUUACCUGGCAGCAGAGAUCGGCGCAGUCCAACAUGCCUAUCAGUCUGGCAGACCUGGAGACCCUGAAGCAGUCCUCACGCCUGGUUCACUACUGUGCUACUCCCUUGCUUUUUGACCCAGCCUUCCGGCAGCAGAUCCAGACUGACCAGCAGGGCAAGGUAGAGGGGAAGAAGCGCCACCGCUCAAAUGACUCUACAGCUUCAGGGAGAGACCGCAGCCACAGCUGUGACUCGGCAGAAGCACUGCCCUGCAAGGUGAAGGAGGAACCCUGGCUGCAGGAGAUGUGCAAUGCCUUCUUGCAGCAAUACAUCCAGUACCUGCAGAGCAUGGGCUUCAUUCUGGUCCAGGUCCGGCCACCCUCACCCACCACUCGCAGUAGCACCAGCCGGAUCCGAGCUCUGGCAGCAAUGGGUGUGGAGGGGAGAGGGUCCUUUUCCUACACGAAACCAAAAGCAGAAGGGAGUCCAAAGAGCACAAGCCCUGCUGUUGCCACCUAUCAUCUACAGAGAGCUCUUCCGGGUGGGAUUGUACUGAUGGAGUUGGCUUUCCAGGGCUAUUACUUCUGUGUGAAGCAGUACGCGCUGGAGUGCUCGCGGAUCCCCAUGGGCCAGUCUGUGAACUCCCAGGGCACUCUUACAGCCAGAGCUCGCAGCAAGAGCUGCAUGGGACCCAGCUCCGUCUCUGAGUCUGCGCUCUCUAUGCUCUUCACGGAGGAGUGUGACAAGGUGCGGGACCUCAUGCACGUGCAUUCAUUCAGCUAUGACUUCCACUUGCGUAUAGUCCACCAUUAUCUGCUGGGUUCCCACAUGACUCUCCGCCAGGGCUACCAUCUCACCAGCUUCCUGGAGGAUUUCAUUGCCCACCACCCCGACAUCCCCAAAUUUGGCCGCAACCACGUUUUCCAAGGCGUGCUGGCCCUGCCCACCAACAUGAUCACUGCACACCAGCUGUACAACUACAUCGCUGACCACGCCAACACCUACCACAUGAAACCCCUACGCAUGACCCGGCUGGCCACAGGCAGUGACAACAAGAAGGGGACACCAGGCACAGAGCAGAAUGAAUAUGCACUGGUCUCUAUUUGGAACAGCUCGGGCUCCUACAAGGACUCUGAAGGUCUGCGUCAUCAUGACGACUUUGAUGUGUCCCUCCUGGUGUGUCACAGUGCAGCACCGUUUGAGGAGCAGAGUGAGGCAGAGAGACGCAUGCUCCGCUUACAUUUCUACGUCAUCAUGACUAGCCAGCGGGAGCUCUUUCCCCGGCUCACAGCUGACAUGCGACGCUUCAAGAAGCUGCCGCGCUUGCAGCGGGAAGUGCUGGAGCCUGUGGUGGGCCGGGCGGCCUGGGAGGCAGCGGAGCCAGAGACAAGCCUGGGGCGGCAGCAGCCAGCAGAGCAGGAGCUGUGGCAGGACGUGGAGGACAGCAGCGAGUUCUACGCGGGGGGCACGCAAGUCAAACUGGGACCAGGGCUCUUCUACACCUCGCCACUCUUCCCCUUGCUGGCCUCUGAGGUGGCCUCAGCCCAGAAGCAGCUCAGCAGCAUGGUGCAGCUGGCCAAGUGCCACUGCCGCAGGGACAACCUCUGGAAGCGCCUCUUCCUUCUGGAGCCUCUAGCUUCUGACAAGCUGAAGCUGGGCAAGCUCUCGCUGGUGGAGCUGGAGGAGCUGCUCGACGCCGUGCAUGGGAAAUCCAUUGCUGACGUCGACCCCCAGCUGGGUUGCUUCCUCACCAUGACAGUCUCCUGGUACCAGAGCCUCAUCAAAGUGCUGUUGAGCCGCUUUCCGCAGAGCUGUCGGCACUUCCACAACGCUGAAACCGGCACCCAGUAUCUGGUCGUGCUCAACCAGAAGUUCACGGAUUGCUUUGUUCUUGUGUUUCUUGAUUCCCAUUCAGGAAAGACGCAGAGCCUCACCGUGGUUUUCCGGGAGCCGUUCCCAGUGCAGCCCCAGAACAGCGAGAGCCCUCUGCCACAGCUUGUGUCUACGUACCACCACCUGGAGUCAGUUAUCAACACCGCCUGCUUCAACCUCUGGACAGGCCUGCUCUAGCACUGGCACCCGUGUCCUGGAGCGAUGCGUGUACUGGACCUCUCUGCGCCGCUACACGACGAUGGGGAAGAACAGGCCUCUGGGAGGGACCUGUGCUCUGGCACUGCAGGCAGCGCUGCUAGCGGCACGCAUGGGUACUGAACUGAGGACUCUGGGGAUACGUACCUCCAUCGUUUGCUGGCUGGCUGGUGUGGCCCUCACUGUGCUGUUUUCGGUGGGUUUGAUACUGAAUGACCUUGAACCGAACCGCAAGGGCAGGAGCUCGGCUGCCGUGGCUUGGCUGAAGCAGAGCGACUCUCAGGGACAUGGCUCGCAUCUGCAGGUGAGUUCUGCCUGCUAGGAAGGCACAGAUGAGCACGCUCAGCCCGUCUUCUGCACAGGGCGGCACCGCACAGCGCUCUGGCUUUAGGCCGAAAGACUCCUGAACUUCAGGGCUCUGGGCAGUGAGGCUGCCCACUUCUGGCCCUUUGCUUUCAAUCAGGAGAGCACUGAAUGGAACAGGAAGGGUGAACUGGACCAGGGGAAGGUUUUAUGGAGAUGUACAUUAAAGCCAUUGAUAUAUCUGUUAAAUAAACUGAACCAGAUCCCUG
Molecule: messenger RNA, 11753 nt
Organism: Aquila chrysaetos chrysaetos
Lineage: Eukaryota; Metazoa; Chordata; Aves; Accipitriformes; Accipitridae
Gene: SZT2
Product: SZT2 subunit of KICSTOR complex
Exons: 74
Coding region: 7-11163 (3718 amino acids)
Cellular component (GO): peroxisome
Source: RefSeq, a predicted model, not a curated record